AUAGAGGGGAACUUCCCUUUUUUGUAAUUUGCUGGCUGUGUCGGCUAUGCCUGGGCAGCGAGUAACUGCUGAGGAGCGAACCAGGCGUCGUGUUGUGGACCGCGAAAAAGAGAUGCCCCCAAAAAAUCGUCACUGAUUUUCUGCUGUGUUGGAUGGAGGAGGCGGAAGAGGUGUCUGCUGUUCGUCGUGCUGCAGCUGCUGCAGCUGCGGAUUUCGGAACGACUUCGUUGCAUUCUGAGCGAUUCGGCGAGAAAAUCAUGCCGGCAGCGGGGAUGGCUUUUUCUCGUCCACUAUGCGAAUUUCCUUUUUCUCGUACGUAACUCUCGUGAACGCUCCAUCUCGUCGGCAAACACUUGGCAGGCGCGCCUUGCCCUACUCCAUUCGGUCCUUCUCCUCAGUGAAUGACACAUAUUUCCCCCAGUCUCUUUCCGGGGAAUGCUGUCGUCAAUGAGCUGGUGCUGUCACAAAUCCAGUUCAGCGUCGAAAUUCGCGCCGACAUUCGCGGCGUGCCCUCGCGUUGGGGUUGUCCUGGUUCUGUUUCUCGAAUGCAGACUGCCGAGAUCGUUUUCCUUGAAGCAAGUGGCGCGCGCGUUUCUCGGGGUAUCGAACCUCAGUUGCUUGGCUGCACACGCAUCCUCGUUUUGCUUCAUUCCCCGCCUUUUCUCUGUAGCUAACCAAAGGAACAAAGUCAGCGGUAGAAGCCGUUUCUUCUGUCCGCUUCCCACUCUUCCCGUUCGGCUGCCCCUGCAGAGCGCCCUUUCUAUGCGUUGCCACCCGUCUGCAAGUAUCGCGUCUUUCGUCUCAUCAGUGAUUUCCUUUGCGUGUCGCGUUCGGGACGCCCUUUUCUCUCCUCAACUAACUAGCAGACGUUUCUUCCGUCCCGCAUGCGACAGCGAAGGGCACGUCCCCCCAGUUCUUCAUCGCCCACCUGUUGUGCAACUUGUCGCCCGUCGUUCUUCACUUCUUCUCUCCCAUCCUCUCGUGACUCUUCCUCUCGAGAACUCUUUCUGUCGAACUCUCAACCCCCACGGACUGCUGGUUUCGUGGCCGUCCCGCAUGCACCUUGUGUCCCGCCGCCUUGGCGCAAACACCCGCUUUCUCUGCUGUCCGCCUCCCGGUGGACUUCUCUCCGUGUUUUUUCGUGCUGCCAAAAGUUUGUCUGCUUUGACGUUUCUCUGCUCACCCAUUGCCCGCUCUUGAUGAGGAACGCUCCACAUUGACAGCGAACUCACAGCACGCACCCUCCGCGAGCGGACUUUCACGAGCGAGGCAAGAAUCCAUCGUCACCCCGCCUACACGUACACUACUGCACUUGGGUGCCCACGCGCGGCUUCUGGGAGACAGAGACGGUCCUCGUUUUCCGUGUCAGAACUUUGUCGAGGAAACGCUGCUGCUGGCAGCGGGGAUUGUGACCCCCCUCGGCGAACGGGCGAAGCCGCCCUGUCGCGCGUCGCGACUCAGCUGAGGCGACAGGCGGUCGGCGGCGUGACCUCUCUUUCUUUUUGCAUUCGGCCCUGAUUGCAGCACGAAGGAUGGAGGUCAGGGUCGGAGGCAAGUACCGACUUGGUCGGAAGAUCGGCAGCGGGUCAUUCGGUGAUAUUUAUAUCGGUGCAAACAUUUUGACGGGGGAUGAGGUGGCGAUCAAGUUGGAGUCUAUCAAGUCGAAGCACCCGCAGCUGCUCUAUGAGUCGAAGCUGUACAAACUGCUGGCUGGCGGCAUUGGGAUUCCCAUGGUCCACUGGUACGGCAUCGAAGGAGACUACAAUGUUAUGGUUAUCGACCUUCUCGGCCCUUCUCUGGAGGACCUUUUCAGUAUCUGCAAUCGCAAACUCUCUCUCAAGACGGUGUUGAUGCUCGCAGACCAGAUGCUCAACCGCAUCGAGUUUGUCCAUAGCAAGAACUUCAUCCAUCGCGAUAUCAAACCCGACAACUUCCUCAUUGGCCGUGGAAAGAAGAUGUCCGUCGUCUACAUCAUCGAUUUCGGUUUGGCAAAGAAAUAUCGAGACCCAAAGACUCAGCAACAUAUCCCAUACAGGGAAGGCAAGAACCUAACAGGCACAGCGCGUUACGCUUCCAUCAACACCCACCUGGGGAUCGAGCAGAGUCGGCGAGACGACCUAGAGGCGCUCGGUUACGUUCUCAUGUACUUCAAUAGAGGUUCUCUUCCGUGGCAGGGUCUGAAGGCGACGACGAAGAAGGACAAAUACGACAAGAUUAUGGAGAAGAAAAUGUCUACUCCCAUCGAAAUUUUGUGCAAACAUUUCCCAUUCGAGUUCAUCACCUACUUGAAUUACUGCCGGUCCCUGCGCUUCGAGGAUCGUCCUGACUACGCAUACUUGCGACGCCUGUUCAAAGACUUGUUUUUUAGAGAGGGAUAUCAGUACGACUUCAUCUUCGACUGGACUUUCAUCAACACGGAGAAGGAUCGCGCGAGUCGAAGAAGCCAGCAAGUUUAUGUGGAAGACAACCGGCAAGUUGAGGAGAAUCAGAACGAGUUGCCGAUGUAGGGUGGUCGGUGUGCGGAGGCCGGCGGGGAGCGUGGAGUCCGCUGAGUCUGGAAGUCUGCAGACUGUGCUCUGGCACUCGACCCACUUGUUUGUGUUUCCCUCGACUCGCGCAGGUCGAGGAAAACAGAGACGAACAGGUUACCCAGGAGUGUUUUUGGUCAGGACGCGCGUCUCCCUCUGAGUUUCGCAAAGUUGCCCCUGGAAAAGCGAAGCCUUUGCGUGACAAAUGCGCGAAUGUUCUGCAGAAGCGUCCAGCUGUGUCCGGGGGGAAAUGGCGGGGUCCUUCUGGGGUCGACCGCGGUGAAUUUUGUGGCGUUUCUGUCGACUUGUUCCCAUCGUUUCGAGCUCACAGAAUUCGUUUGUUUCGACCGCGAGAAGCUCGCGCUCCUUGAAACAAACAGCCGUGACGCGUCGAUGCGCCACGUAAAAACAGUGCACACCCGUCACGGUGGAAAAUCUUGGAACGACGUUUGUCUUUGCAGAAACUGCUUGGUCAGAGA
This is a messenger RNA of Toxoplasma gondii ME49, 3007 nucleotides long. RefSeq names its product casein kinase I. Gene Ontology annotation, cellular component: nucleus; cytoplasm. Gene Ontology annotation, biological process: peptidyl-serine phosphorylation; endocytosis; signal transduction. The record is from RefSeq and is a predicted model, not a curated record. The coding region runs from base 1533 to 2507 and encodes 324 amino acids. Gene Ontology annotation, molecular function: ATP binding; protein serine/threonine kinase activity. NCBI's taxonomy places the organism in Eukaryota, Apicomplexa, Conoidasida, Eucoccidiorida, Sarcocystidae. The transcript has 7 exons.